Messenger RNA from Cryptomeria japonica (Japanese cedar), 1564 nucleotides. RefSeq names its product probable UDP-arabinopyranose mutase 2. Gene Ontology annotation, biological process: UDP-L-arabinose metabolic process; plant-type cell wall biogenesis. Bases 221 to 1309 code for a protein of 362 amino acids. Gene Ontology annotation, molecular function: UDP-arabinopyranose mutase activity. Gene Ontology annotation, cellular component: cytosol; Golgi apparatus. NCBI's taxonomy places the organism in Eukaryota, Viridiplantae, Streptophyta, Pinopsida, Cupressales, Cupressaceae. The transcript has 4 exons. The record is from RefSeq and is a predicted model, not a curated record.
AAAUCUAAACUAAAAUUAAAAGCCAGCCAACGCGGAAAGACGGAAGAAGCGGAGUAACGGAAGGAGUCAGUCGGCCGGGCGGGCAAAGUGGCUGAAAUGAAGGUGGGUGAAGCCUAACAUUAGUGUAUAUAUACAUCCCCUGCCCCUCCCUCACUCUCCAACCUCGGACUGAAUCUGCUGCUCUGAGGUGGGUACAGUUUGAUUUUGCAAGACCAAGAACAUGGCAGGCCCGGCUCCCACCCCUCUGCUCAAGGAUGAGCUUGAUAUAGUGAUACCCACGAUUAGGAACUUAGAUUUUCUGGAGAUGUGGAGGCCAUUUUUUGAGCAAUACCAUUUGAUCAUAGUGCAGGAUGGGGAUCCAACCAAAGUUAUCAAUGUGCCCAAGGGCUUCGAUUACGAGCUCUACAACAGGAACGACAUCAAUAGGAUCCUCGGCCCCAAGGCCUCCUGCAUCUCCUUCAAGGACAGUGCUUGCCGCUGCUUCGGUUACAUGGUCUCCAAGAAGAAGUACAUUUACACCAUUGAUGAUGAUUGCUUUGUUGCUAAAGAUCCGUCCGGGAAGGACAUAAAUGCCCUGGAACAGCACAUAAAGAACUUGCUAUGCCCCUCAACGCCGUUUUUCUUCAAUACCCUGUACGAUCCAUACAGGGAGGGAGCGGAUUUUGUUCGCGGAUACCCUUUCAGUCUGCGCCAUGGAACGUCCACUGCUGUUUCUCAUGGUCUCUGGCUUAAUAUACCUGACUAUGAUGCACCCACUCAGCUCGUUAAACCCCGGGAGCGUAAUACCAGGUUUGUCGAUGCGGUUCUUACAAUUCCAAAGGGCACAUUGUUCCCUAUGUGUGGGAUGAAUUUGGCCUUCGAUCGUGAGUUGAUUGGUCCUGCAAUGUAUUUUGGUCUAAUGGGCGAUGGCCAGCCCAUUGGUCGCUACGAUGACAUGUGGGCAGGCUGGUGUGUUAAGGUGAUAUGCGACCAUUUGGGUUUGGGUGUGAAGACAGGAUUGCCAUACAUUUGGCACAGUAAGGCGAGUAACCCAUUUGUCAAUUUGAAGAAAGAGUACAAGGGAAUAUUUUGGCAGGAGGAGAUAAUUCCCUUUUUCCAAUCAGCAACCCUUCCCAAAGAGUGCACAACUGUGCAGCAAUGCUAUAUUGAGCUGUCAAAGCAAGUCAAAGAUAAGCUUGCUAAAGUAGAUCCAUACUUUCAGAAGCUAGGAGAUGCAAUGGUCACAUGGAUUGAGGCUUGGGAUGAGCUCAACCCCCCUAAAAAGGAGGAAAAUGGAGUUACCAAUGUUCCAGCUAGCUCAUCUAAGUAGGGAGGAAUGGGUCUGCAAGUUUUAAUGGAGGCCAUUAUUUUGUUGAGAAGUGCGAUGAGAUUAUUACAUUUAUUUCAGUUAUUCUGUUGUAGUUAGAAUUUUUCAAUUUAGUAAAUUAGAUCGUAGUUUUGACAAUGCUAGGCACAUUGGAUGCCAGAGUCUGCCAUUAUUAUUUUCCAAUUUUUAUCAAUGUCCAUGCUUUGGAUGCUUGGAUAUGUUUCUCUUGUUGAGAUUAUGUUCAUUUCUUUUUGGUUA